ACCAGGAGUCUCCGUCGCCCCACUUCGAUAUUAUGGAGAACGACCCACAUUCGAAUCCCUCAUUGUCUUCGGCGAUCAAAUCAUUAUUCAGCCUCACACCGCCGGUGGUGAAGAAAUUGCUCGGCUGGAAACAAGGCGACGAAGAAGAGAAAUGGGCCGAGAAAGCUGUGGACGCUCUCGUGAAGAAAUUGAAGAAGCGGAAGGGGGCAAUCGAGGAUCUGGAAAAAGCGUUGUCUUCCCCGACGCAACCAUCGAAAUGCGUGACCAUCCCACGUUCGCUGGACGGUCGCUUACAGGUUUCUCAUCGCAAGGGACUGCCCCACGUUAUAUACUGCCGCGUUUGGAGAUGGCCGGACCUCCAAUCUCAUCACGAACUGAAAGCAGUCGAGACUUGUCAGUUCCCUUUCGGAUCAAAACAAAAAGAUGUUUGCAUCAAUCCUUAUCACUACAAGCGCGUCGAGUCUCCGGUUCUGCCCCCGGUGCUCGUUCCCCGAUAUUCCGAAUUCCCCCCGGAAAUGAGUACCGCGAGCGCGGGGCCGCAUCCGCUCCCUCCGGCCCCGUUCCGACCGGUCCAAGAUCGGGGCAUGCCUCAGAAUGUGUCGUUCACACCCCAGGGCUGCUUCCAACGAUACGCAGCGAACUCACCUCAGCAGUAUCCGUCGCAAGCACCGUCACCUACAUCGUUGUGUCCCUCUUCGCCGCAUUCGGCCAGCAUAGCGGGCACUCCCCCUCCGGCUUAUUCAUCGAUCGAAACUGGUCAUCAUUCCUUCAGCAAUGGACCCAACGUCAACAAUCAGCAACCGAUGGAUGUUUCAGCGCCUGCUCCAGAGAUGCACGCCGUCGAUUACCAAGAACCUCAGUAUUGGUGUACAAUAGCGUACUACGAAUUGAACGCUCGAGUCGGUGAGGUAUUCCGAGCAACGAUUCAGAACAAUAGCAUUUGCAUCGAUGGAUUCACGGAUCCAUCUGAGAACUCACCGAGAUUUUGCUUGGGAUUGCUGUCGAACGUUAAUCGGAACUCGACCAUCGAGAACACUCGCCGACACAUUGGAAAAGGAGUGCGUCUCCACUACGUCAACGGUGAAGUGUACGCUGAGUGUCUGUCCGACUCGGCGAUUUUCGUGCAAUCUCGAAACUGCAAUCACGCUCACGAUUUCCAUCCGACAACCGUGUGUAAAAUCCCGCCGAACUGCUCGUUGAAAAUAUUCAACAACCACGAGUUCGCUGAGCUUCUGAGACAGGCCGUGCAACAUGGAUACGAGGCCGUCUACGAGCUCAUCAAGAUGUGCACGAUAAGAAUGUCCUUCGUCAAAGGAUGGGGGGCCGAAUAUCACAGGCAGGACGUAACGUCAACUCCGUGCUGGAUCGAGAUCCAUCUUUCGGGACCGUUACAGUGGCUCGAUCGCGUCCUGACUCAAAUGGGUACCUCUAGAGGAGCGAUCACUUCAGUUUCCUGA
Messenger RNA from Galendromus occidentalis (western predatory mite), 1457 nucleotides. Its product is annotated as protein mothers against dpp. The transcript has 4 exons. The record is from RefSeq and is a predicted model, not a curated record. Gene Ontology annotation, molecular function: I-SMAD binding; RNA polymerase II cis-regulatory region sequence-specific DNA binding; DNA-binding transcription factor activity, RNA polymerase II-specific. The coding region runs from base 33 to 1457 and encodes 474 amino acids. Gene Ontology annotation, cellular component: heteromeric SMAD protein complex. Gene Ontology annotation, biological process: anatomical structure morphogenesis; BMP signaling pathway; regulation of transcription by RNA polymerase II. Lineage: Eukaryota; Metazoa; Arthropoda; Arachnida; Mesostigmata; Phytoseiidae.